GCAUACUGGAUUAAAAAGCGUUACAAUGAUGUUUCAAAAACCAACCCAUUCAAGUUCUCGGUAUACAAAAAUCUCAAUUUUCCUUCCUAAACAGCCGUUUUCCUUCAUUUUCUGGGAAAAAAACAGUUUUCUGUGGGGAGUAGGUUACAGGUCUGUUUUUUCUGAGGUCUCUUUCAUGCGGUGGAGGGCUCUGAACGUGGUUAACAGGGGUAGUUGAAUUUUACAACCAAACGGGUCCUUUUUUGGAAGAUGGUCACCAGCUGUUGAAGAAGAAGAAGACUUUGUUUGGUUCCAUUAAGGUCUGUAAAUCUUCUCUAAGCCAAUGAAUUGUAGGCGUGGAAGAAGGGAAAGAGGGGUCUUUUAGAGUUUUAUUGCUUUACCAUGAAUUCACGAGGUGGUGGAUGUUGAAACUUGAAUGCCCGAUUCCGUACGCAAACGGUGACGUUUUGUUUUGUAGAAGGUGGAAACCAGAAGAACAACUCUCCUCGGCGUUCUUUUCUUCUUCUUCUUUGUUUCUCCUGUUUGGGUGUCGUGAAAAUUGAUGAAAAUGGCGGAGAAUCCAAAGUUGGUGAGCGCGUUCUUUGUGGGUUUGGUUCCGUUUUACUACUAAAUUCAGGGUUAUCUACUUCCAACUCUUCCUCGGAGGAUUGUGGGAUGAAAGAGAAGGAGACCCAGAAGAUACUGGUUUCCGAUCAAGUCAAUGGAUUUCAGUACAAAACGGAAAAAUCCGAUAGCUUUGUUGUCGAUAUGGAAGGCUUCCCUAAUGGCGUCAAUAAAGAUACAACCGCAAAUUCAAGAAUCACAUUGCAGAGAAGCCUCUCACGAAAAGGGUCGCAGCGCGGCGGCGAGAAGAAGCCCAACUCUGUCGCUUCCAUCGACGCAGAUGCAGUUCUGGCCACUUCGUCACCAAGAGCUGCUUUAGCUGGGGGCAGCACGCUGGAAAAGCCAGUCGCAGUGGUGGUGGCAGCAGCAGCAGCAGGAGGGACCAUAGAUCAUCACCCGGUGGGGUCACAAGUGCAUCAUCACAUAGCCAUCACGGCAGGCAACAUCAGCACCAUUACUGAAAGCAGGUUCAUCAGUAGGAGAUACAGUUUCAGGCGGGCUUCUCCUUCCUGGCUCAUUGAUCCCAGGAGGAUCCUUUUCUUCUUUGCCACCUUGUCAAGCAUGGGGACAAUAUUGCUGAUAUACUUCACCCUUUCAAUCAAAAGGCUUGGUGGGGAUGAUACUGAGCUCGAUUGGCAGCAGUGACAAGCCACACCACCUCCUUAGAAGAACAAAAUAAUUUGAUGAUAUCCCAUAGUUAGGAGUAGAAUGUAGAACAGAUACAGACAUGGAUGUAUAACUAGUUUGACUGUGAGCGAAUUCGCUUUCUUUUGAGGAGUUUUGCUGCAAGACGGUGAACAAGAAGCAAGAGGGUAAAGGGGGAUGGAAAAGAGACAAAAAGGAGGUAACCAAACCUCCAUUAACAUGGAUUUCAGACUCAGCAGCUCACUUUUUUCAGUGUGACAGAGAAUGACGGACAACUGCAGUGUGACAGAGAAUCUUCAGUAUUUUUUUUUUUUUUCGAAAUCCCGUGUAUGGAUGGAAACCGGGAGAGACCGAAACACAUGAUAUUGUGUUUCCCCUUUUGUUUCACUGUGAUAAUGGGUUUCUGCGGUCUGCGGCCCUUUUUCCUUCAUGUCUGAUGCUGUCUAUUCUGUUGGCUCUUUUGGCAAUCCAACAUCAAUUGUCUC
This is a messenger RNA of Vitis vinifera (wine grape), 1733 nucleotides long. RefSeq lists its product as uncharacterized. Bases 655 to 1248 code for a protein of 197 amino acids. The record is from RefSeq and is a predicted model, not a curated record. NCBI's taxonomy places the organism in Eukaryota, Viridiplantae, Streptophyta, Magnoliopsida, Vitales, Vitaceae. The transcript has 6 exons.